AUGGUCCCGAUGUCUUAUCUUAACCACUUGGAUAAUCCAGACUACAGGAAGGACUUCACCUUGAUGCGAUGUACAGUCAGCUUUGAGUCCAACAACACCAUAGACACCAACGAGAUAUUCGAGGAAGGACACAUUCUCAGGCUUUAUAAAGUAUUCGAGGAACAUCCGAUCUCUGAACACCCCUUCCUGGGCACCAAGAUGGCCGUGCCUCUGAAUACAUCUGGAUCUGGCAAUGAAUCUACGCAGCCGUCUACCGAGGAAGGGAACAGGCUGCAUUGGGCGGCCCUGCUCAUCCUUAUGGUUAUCAUCCCCACUAUUGGGGGGAAUAUCCUCGUCAUACUGGCCGUGUCCUUGGAAAAAAAGUUGCAAUACGCCACCAAUUACUUCCUCAUGUCUCUGGCCGUGGCCGAUCUGCUUGUCGGGUUGUUUGUGAUGCCGAUAGCCCUUCUUACUGUAAUGUUCGAGAUAGCGUGGCCCCUUCCGCGGGACCUGUGCCCCGUCUGGCUGUUCCUGGACGUCCUCUUUUCCACAGCUUCCAUUAUGCAUCUCUGCGCCAUCUCGCUGGACCGCUACAUUGCCAUAAAAAAGCCAAUCCAAGCCAUCCAGUACAACUCCCGGGCCACGACCCUCAUCAAAAUAACCGUAGUGUGGCUGAUUUCAGUAGGCAUCGCUCUUCCAAUCCCCAUCCGUGGACUUGGGGAAGGCACCACGACCCUCACAAACUUCACCUGUGUCCUGACGCCUCAGCGCUUUGGAGACUUCAUCCUUUAUGGCUCAGUCGCGGCCUUCUUCGUCCCGCUGGCCAUCAUGGUGGUGACCUACUUCCUCACCAUCCGAGUCCUGCGCAAGAAGGCCCACCUGAUCAACAAGCUGCCGCAGCGCUUGAACUGGAGCGUCGUGUCCACGGUUUUCCAAGGAGACGUGACGCCCGGUUCGUCGCCGGAAAGGCUGGCCACGCAGAAUGGCUCAAGGAAGGACAAGACUUUGACCAAAGGAAGAGAAGAUCUGCUCAUGCGCAGGGUGUCCACAGUUGGGAAGAAGUCGGUCCAGAACAUUACUAAUGAACAACGGGCGUCUAAGGUCUUGGGGAUCGUCUUCUUUCUCUUCUUGUUGAUGUGGUGCCCGUUCUUCAUAACCAACAUCACUUCUGUCCUCUGCAAGUCCGCCUGCAGUGAGGGAUUUAUCCAAAAGCUCAUGGAGAUAUUCGUUUGGAUAGGGUAUGUUUCAUCAGGCGUGAACCCGCUGGUCUACACCCUUUUCAACAAGACCUUCAGGGAGGCGUUCGGCAGGUACAUGACCUGCAAUUACCGGACCUCGCUGUCUGCACGGGGCCUUCGGAAAUGCUCCAGCAGGCUCUCGUUCAGAAAUUCUGUAGCGGAGAACUCAAAGCUUUUCAUGAUGCACCACGGGAUGCGGAACGGGAUUAACCCUGUCAUGUACCAAAGCCCAAUCCAGGCCUCAUCGGCUAUUCUGCUGGACACGCUGCUGCUCACAGAGAACGAAAUGGACAAAACGGAAGAACAAGUCAGCUACGUAUAG
Molecule: messenger RNA, 1539 nt
Organism: Euleptes europaea (tarantolino)
Lineage: Eukaryota; Metazoa; Chordata; Lepidosauria; Squamata; Sphaerodactylidae
Gene: HTR2B
Product: 5-hydroxytryptamine receptor 2B
Exons: 5
Coding region: 1-1539 (512 amino acids)
Biological process (GO): heart development; G protein-coupled receptor signaling pathway, coupled to cyclic nucleotide second messenger; chemical synaptic transmission
Cellular component (GO): dendrite; plasma membrane
Molecular function (GO): G protein-coupled serotonin receptor activity; neurotransmitter receptor activity
Source: RefSeq, a predicted model, not a curated record